This is a messenger RNA of Cryptosporidium muris RN66, 2463 nucleotides long. RefSeq lists its product as uncharacterized. Bases 1 to 2463 code for a protein of 820 amino acids. Gene Ontology annotation, biological process: RNA 3'-end processing. Lineage: Eukaryota; Apicomplexa; Conoidasida; Eucoccidiorida; Cryptosporidiidae. The record is from RefSeq and is a predicted model, not a curated record. Gene Ontology annotation, molecular function: nucleotidyltransferase activity. The transcript has a single exon.
AUGACAGUUUCACCAUUACCUUCAACUUCUAAUCAUAUGAUUGAAGAGGAUGAAGACUUAAUUUGCGGAAAGCAAGGUAAAAUUGGGGAUAUAGAGCAAAACUGUAAAGAUAAAGUGGGCACAGAGGAUAUUGAAUCACCACUUACAAAUAAUACUGAUACAGAUCAAAUUACUUCUGAGAAAUCUAGCUUUUAUUGUGGAACACCUGUUUCAUAUAAAAGCUUUUCUGAAUUCACAAAUGUAAAGUGCUCACCAAAUUCUAAUACCACAUCAAAAGUAUUUUUAGAAAAAAAAAAUCCGAAGAAAAUUUUUGAACUUAUAGAUGGUGCACUUAAUGGUUUAUUAAAAAAUAUAACACCAAGUUCACUUAAAAAGAUAGAGAAGUCAAUACUUCUUCAAUGUGCUGAAUAUCUAGUAAAGGCAACAUUUGGUGUGUCUGCAAGAAUAUUUACAACAGGUUCUGCUGCAGUAGAUAUUGAUUCAGAAAUGAGUGAUAUAGAUAUUGUAGUCUUUGCUCCAUUUGAUCCACGAACAGCUCUAUAUAAGAUGUCAGCACAAUUCCAAUUAUUAAGAAGAAAACAUGAUGAUAGAUGUAUAUGUUGUAAUUCAUCAGAUUUACAUACAAAUUGUAGAUCAUCUUGGUACUUAGAAAACUAUUUGAUGGGUAUGGAAAUAAAUGUAAUUGAUACAGCUAAAGUUCCUGUAAUGAUUAUUAGAAGUAAAUCACCUGGUUUUAAGACAGAAUGUGAUAUUUCAAUAAAUAUUUAUACUUCUCUAUUACACUCUGUACUAUUUCAAUGUGUACUAAUAUCAUAUCCUGAAUUACGACCUGUAUUAAGAUUAAUUAAAUAUUGGCUAUAUAUAAGAAAAUUACCAGUAGCACGUGAUGGUGGGAUGCCCUGUAUUGUUUGGUUAUUAUUAGCUUUUGUACAUUGUAAUAUCAAUAAUAACCCAGUUAGAUCACAACAGCAGGAUAUGGAGAACAUAUGGAGACCUGCAAAACAACUACUUUUAAAUUUACAUUUAAAUUCUUCACAGAAGAGUUUAGUUAAUACUGAUAUAGAUUCACAAUAUAUAACUUUGUUUGAGAACGAUAAAAAAGAUGGUUAUUCAUCGAAUACACCGAAUCUUUGCAAUUUAAUAAAUAAUAUAAAUGAAGUAAAAGAUAUUAGCCCUAAUUUAUUAAUUACAAAAGAAGAUAAUGACUAUAAAACAAAAAGUAUAGGAGGUACGACCUUUAUGGCUCUAGUAUCUUUUUUUAUGUCAUUAUGGCACAGGAAUUCAUUAUCAUGUAGUGUGUCUGUAAUAAGCAGAAACAUACAACCAAAAGAUCAAAGGAUGACAUCACAAGUAAUAUAUAAUAAUGGUGGUAUUUGGGAUGAAGUACUGACUUUAAAUGAUCCAUCAGCAUCUCUUCUAAAGCAAUUAGAAGGACAGAAGUCAAUAUUAAAUGGAAUAAAAGAUAAUGAAUCCACUCAAUACAAUUUGAAUAAUAUAGAAGACAAACAUAAAAAAAUAAAAUAUGUGAGUAAAUUAGAAAUAGGGGAUAUUUAUGAAUGGUUAUUACCGCAUAAUGAUUAUUUGACAUCAUCCGAUUUGGCAGCACGUGUAACUUGCGGAACAUGGUUGGUGUACUUAUAUGAAUUAAGACGUGGAUUUACUAUUUUGGAAACUUACCUACAAAAAAUUACAAUUGCUUUAAAUGAUUUCGAUGCAAAUGAUGUAGUUGAAAAUUUAUUUAUGCCUAUAGAUGAGGAAGUAUAUAAAAUACCAGCAAAACUUUCAAAAUCAGUGCCAAAUUGCGUGUAUAGUUCAAUAGAUCUCGAUUUUUUAUUUGAAAAUGAGUUAUUAACGUUAAUACAAGUUCCAUAUCUUUCUUGUAAUCACAAAUUUUGCUUAGUUUUAUUAUAUGGACAUGUAGUUAUAUUAAGAAUUGAGAAAAUAUGUGUAGAUUGGGAAGGAGGUUGGUGGAGUAACGAAUUUUUGAGUAGAAGAGAUACUAGAUCAGUUUUACAUGGCUCAAUAUUUUAUCCUAUUCCAAUAUCUUUUAGUAGUUAUAGAAAUUCAAAUUCUGAACAUUGUAUUUUGCAACCAAUUGACUCAAGAAUCUUGUAUAGUAAUAUAAGAGACAGUGCCAAAAUUUCAAAUAUUGGAGAAGUAAUGGUAAAUCCAGCUGUUUUUAUUACUAUUUUGAAUGGUAUUGAGUGGUAUUCUAUUGAUGAAUACAAUGGUUUUUAUAUUAUUCCUAUAAAGGAAUAUUAUAGAUUUCUUGAUAUUGAGAUUAUUGCUAAAGAUUCACCAUACUGGCAUGAAAAUUUCAAUGGUAAUAGUAGUUCAAUACAACCCCUGGUGAUAUCAUGUAAAUUCUGCAGAAAAACAUGCAAGUCUAGUGGAUUAGAAAAUUUACUUGGAUUAAAAGAUUUUUAUUGGGACUCUAAACAGAGCAAAUUUGGGAAUAAGUGA